AGGCCAGCAUUGUGUCUCUUGCUGUACAGCCUACCAGAAAUUAUUCCAGGAAGACUAAGAACUAAAAUAGUCUGGAUUAUCACUGCGACACAGCAACAACAACUUAAUCUAUAAAGUCCUCCACUCAGGAGGACAUUCAUUCAUCUUCUACUGCUUUAUCCUCCACAUGAGGGUAGCGGGGGGGUGCUGGUGCCAAUCCCAGCUGACCAUUGCCAAAAAAUGGCUGACAAGCUCACGGCGGAGAGAAAGAGACAACAGACUCCCAUCAUGUUGACGAAUGAACACCAAGAACAAAAUCUGACAGCUGACCUGGACGAUAUCCAGCGAGACACGACAGGUGACUUCCACGUGGAGAGUGUCCAACAAGAACUGGUGAGCGUCAAAGUUUUACAACAACACUGCAGCAUUGAGUAUGAAGCUGAAGUUCUGACACUCAGGCAGAAGACUGAAGGCCCUCAGUUUAGACUUGAUGAAGAACCCGAGGCCUUCAAAGACACUGGAGCCCAAAAAAGCCUCAUAAUGAACGACAUGAAGCCUGAGCAGAGAGCAUUCUGUCAGAAGGUAAUGGAGGAGCUUGAGGUGGAGAGGGAGAGCAACUUGAGCCUCAGAGAAGAACUGAUGAAAGUCAGAGCUUCACACCAGGAGAUGAACCGUAUGUAUGAAGCUGACCUCAACACACUGAGGCGGCACAUUAACUUCCUUCAGCAAGAACUCGAGAAAGAAAAGAAGAGUCAUGAAGACACUGUGUCCAAACAUCAGCUCUUGCUCCAAAACCUGAGGACUGAGCAGGACACCUUCUGUCAGAGAAUAACACAGGAGAUCAAACUUGAUGUGGAAAACACUGCUGAGGAGAAGAUGCUUCUGCUGAGAGCAAUGGAGAAUCUGAAGUCUCAGCUCGACGAUCAGCUGUCACUUAAACCUAACAUCUCCACAGAGUUCAAGGUUGAGAGAGAGGACAAUCAGCUCCACCAAGACAAGGAGGUGUGUGAGGAGAAUGUUCUCCUGAUGCAUGGACCUGAUAUAGAGAUAGUCGUGGUUGAGUCUCCAGAGAAGAAUCGGUUCCAGAUUUGUGAGGAGUUGCUACCUAAUGUUCUCCUGAAGCAGGAACUUGAGUCUGAGGAGUCUGAUAUAGAGACAGUUGAGGUCCAGUCUUCAGAGGAGAGUCAGUUCCUGAUCCGUGAGCUGGAGUUGAAUGAGCAGAAGAUGAAGCUCACUGAGGAGACUCAGAAGAAUCAGACACUGACCAACGAGCUGGAGACUCUCCGACAAGCCGUCACAAAUGCGAGUGUUGAAAUGUUCACGAUGAAGAACCCGGCUGCCCUGAAGAUCCGAGAACUGGAGGACAUCGUUGGUGCUGAGCAUGAGAAGAGAGAGGCAGCCGAGGCCACUCUAACGAGACAGGUGAAGUUGGUGGUCAAGCUCAUCUUUGCUCUGACCGGUGCCCACAACAGUCUAGAAGAGUCCAGAUCCCAGUGGGAGCAGGAAAGGUCCCGUCUACUCGCCGAGCACAGGCAGGAAACAGACCGCAUUAUGGCAAUGCUGCGUUUAGAGGAGGAGGGGAGGAGGCGGAGACUGGAGUGGCAGAGAGAUAUGUUCGCUUUUCUGGAGUCUCUGGGCAUAAAUGACGACAGCUCUGUGGGACAUGGAAUAGGAGGCGGAGGCGACGGUUGGGAGAGGACAGGGCGGUCUUCAAAUAUUUGACCAAGGUCAACUUUUCAUCGGGUUGCAGUGGUUAAACUACACAUCUGGUCCACAUCUAACGCGGACCUCGUUGACCUGGACUCAUGUUCUCGAGACCUGACGGGGUCGCGGAGGUCGAGGCUCGGCGGCCGUAAACAGCUGUUUUUUUUUUCACGUCGGCUUCCGGACUUGACGGAGGAUCUGAGGCGAGUCCGCGGCCGCAGCUGAUCUCCUCCCAUAAUGCUUCAUUACCAGAGCGCCCACUCUGACCCCGGCGGCCUUUUAGCAGGCAGGCAGAACGAGGCCAGAAAGAGUCAGAGCUGCUGCAACUGCGGCGGCAGAAACCUCCUCCAGCUCCUGCUGUAAUGGGAUACACAGCGAGUUCCCUCCGGCAGGUUCCGGGUCGUUCUUCACGGGUUUGUUGUGAACAGACGUUUAAAAACCUUGCCUCCGUCUGCGGCUGCUCUCCUGUGGUCUCGACCCAGCGCUCCUGACCACCGCUGAAGUGAGCUGCAGACUUAUUAGAUCAGGGAGCGAGGAGUCGUCGUCGGGGGAAACGAGACGCUGCCGGGGAAACCUGCACGACGACCGGAGUGUGGCUCAGAGGCGACGUGGAAGGGAAAGUACGUGGACAGUGUUGGCGUUUCGUACCGUUGGCGGGGCGUGGGUCCAAAUAUCGAUAUAUUAAUUCAC
This is a messenger RNA of Solea solea (common sole), 2373 nucleotides long. RefSeq names its product paramyosin-like. The transcript has 5 exons. Bases 220 to 1701 code for a protein of 493 amino acids. NCBI's taxonomy places the organism in Eukaryota, Metazoa, Chordata, Actinopteri, Pleuronectiformes, Soleidae. The record is from RefSeq and is a predicted model, not a curated record.